Messenger RNA from Guyanagaster necrorhizus, 375 nucleotides. RefSeq lists its product as uncharacterized. NCBI's taxonomy places the organism in Eukaryota, Fungi, Basidiomycota, Agaricomycetes, Agaricales, Physalacriaceae. The record is from RefSeq and is a predicted model, not a curated record. The transcript is spliced from 2 exons. The annotation marks the transcript as partial.
AAAGGAAUUGGGAGAGCUAUCGCUCUCCAACUUGCUAGGAACAGCUUGAAUGUCGCUCUCAACGAUCUUCCCUCUGAGAAAGCGAAGCUCGACGAGGUCCUCAAUGAAGUCGUUGCUACGGGUGUUCAAUGCAAGAUAUAUAUAGCCGAUGUCUCGAAUGAGCAAGAAGGACAGGCGAUGAUCCUGGCCGUUGUCUCAGACCUCGGUGGUAUAGAUGUGAUGGUAGCAAAUGCUGGUGUCUCAUAUGCUCACAAGUUGGUCGAUAGUCCGCGACAGUCUAUUGACUAUUUCACCGGAGGAUUCAUCGACACAACUCGUGGUAGGCCCUCAGAGGUUCGUUCCUCAUCCAUACCUUCUCGGUUGAUCGCCUUUUAA